Messenger RNA from Canariomyces notabilis, 1632 nucleotides. RefSeq lists its product as uncharacterized. The record is from RefSeq and is a predicted model, not a curated record. Bases 1 to 1632 code for a protein of 543 amino acids. Lineage: Eukaryota; Fungi; Ascomycota; Sordariomycetes; Sordariales; Chaetomiaceae. The transcript has 2 exons. Gene Ontology annotation, molecular function: oxidoreductase activity.
AUGGCGUCGACAAUAUCGCCAUCAGAACUGUCCAAACACAAUACGCUCACCUCCCUCUGGAUCGCCUUGGAUGGCCUUGUUUACGACUUCACCGAGUUUGCCCCGACUCACCCCGGCGGGGUGUCCAUCCUCCUCCAGCAUGCCGGCCGAGAUGGUACGGCAGCCUACAAUGCUGUGCAUUCUGCUUCUCUUGUCAAGGCCAUUCUCCCGACUUCCAAGCAUCUCGGUCGUCUGUCCUCGCCGCCAGCGCCAGCUCCUUCCCCCUUGAAACCCCAAUCAUUGGCACCUGCUAAGCCCCCGCUGUCCUCGUUGAUAUCCUCGCACGACUUUGUUCACGCGGCGCACUCUUUUCUCUCCCCCAAGGCGCUCGCCUUCAUCUCGUCGGCCGCCACUGACUGCCACACGCACCGCCGGAACAGCAGCGCCUACGCCGACAUCACUCUCCGGCCGCGGGUUCUCAUCGACGUGUCCGCCUCGAUUUCGUUAGCAACGCACAUGCUCGGCCAACCCGUCGCCUCCCCGAUCUACGUGGCGCCCACAUCUCUCGGCAAAACGGUCCACCCGGAAGGCGAGCGGGAGAUUGCGCGAGCAUGCAGAAAGCUGGGCGGCAUGGCCCAAGUAGUUAGCACCAGCGCCAGCUUUCCCAUCAGCGACGUGAUUGCCGCCUGGAAGGAGGAUGAUGACGAGAACAACAACACCCAUGACCCGCCCGUGUUCCUCCAGCUCUACGUCGACAAGCAAGCCGCCAACACAGCCGCCCUGCUCACCUCGCCCCCGAUCCGCGAGCACGUAAAGGGCGUCUUCCUAACGGUCGAUGCGCCUGUCCCCGGCAAGCGCGAGGCCGAUGAGCGCGUCUCUCUCUCUCCGACCACCACCACCGCCAUCACCACCCCGGAAACGAAAACCCCAACGGCAACAACAACAACAACACCCCAAGAAGUAACCACAACCCCCAUGGCCGGGCGAACCACGCCGGCCGCCGAUGCCCGCGGCGCCGCUCUGGGUAGACUGAUGGCAAGCUACAUCUCGCCCUCCCUGACGUGGUCGGACACGCUGCCCUGGCUGCGCAGCUUGCUCGAGCCACCACCCCCAUCAUCAUCAUCACCACCCGGAAGAACCCAAGGACGAAACAAUAAAAACAAACCGAGACGAACGCCGCUGGUGAUCAAGGGCAUCCAGACAGCGCAGGACGCGGUGCUGGCCGUGCGCGCGGGCGCCGACGCCAUCGUCGUGUCCAACCACGGCGGACGCAGCCUCGACACGUCGCCCGCGACCGUUUUGACUCUGCUCGAGCUGCAGCGCUGCUGUCCCGGGGUCUUUGACCGUCUUGAGGUCUAUGUCGAUGGCGGGGUUACGAGGGGUACUGAUGUCUUUAAGGCGCUUUGUUUGGGUGCAAGGGCUGUGGGUGUUGGAAGGGGCGUCAUGUACGCGCUUGGAUGGGGGGAGGAGGGGGUUAGACGGUAUAUGGAGAUUUUGAAUGACGAGCUGGUGACCACCAUGAAAAUGUGCGGAGUCACGAGGUUGGAUGAAUUGCAUCCGGGCUUGCUGAACACGCGGGCAGUCGAUCAUCUCAUUCCUGAGCAGCUUGGGGAGGAGCAUCCGUAUGCCAAGUGGAGAAGGAGCAAGCUCUGA